AAGUUGUUGAAUCGAUAAAUCGAAACGGUGGAGCAGGAGACUUGGAUUCAGUAUUGCAAUUGGUUAGCAAGAAAAACAUACCCAUAUUUAAAUACAAUGUCUCAAAGGAAUGAUGGACAUGUUCCGGCAGAGGAAAGUGAUUUGUUGCUAAUAAAGCCACUUGGUGCUGGACAGGAAGUAGGCCGGUCCUGCAUAAUGUUGGAAUUUAAAGGAAAAAAGAUUAUGUUAGAUUGUGGAAUUCAUCCUGGAUUGUCAGGAAUGGACGCCCUACCUUAUGUGGAUUUGAUUGAAGCCGAUGAAGUAGAUUUGUUAUUUAUAUCUCAUUUUCAUUUAGAUCAUUGUGGAGCGCUUCCUUGGUUUUUGAUGAAAACCAGUUUCCGAGGACGUUGUUUCAUGACCCAUGCAACAAAGGCGAUAUAUAGAUGGAUGUUGUCGGAUUAUAUUAAGAUUAGUAAUAUUUCCACCGAACAAAUGCUUUAUACAGAAGCUGACUUAGAAGCUUCCAUGGAAAAGAUAGAAACCAUAAAUUUUCACGAAGAACGCGAUGUUAUGGGUGUUCGAUUCUGUGCUUAUAAUGCUGGCCAUGUGCUUGGCGCUGCAAUGUUUAUGAUAGAAAUAGCAGGCGUAAAGAUUCUAUACACUGGCGAUUUUUCCCGGCAGGAAGAUCGCCAUUUAAUGGCAGCAGAAAUACCAAACAUGAAACCGGAUGUCUUAAUAACAGAAUCCACUUACGGCACGCACAUUCAUGAGAAAAGAGAAGACAGAGAAAAUCGCUUUACUUCUUUGGUGCAGAAAAUUGUCACUCAGGGUGGCAGAUGUUUAAUCCCAGUAUUUGCAUUGGGAAGAGCUCAGGAACUUUUGUUGAUAUUAGACGAGUACUGGUCACAGAACCCCGAACUUCAUGAUAUACCUAUUUACUACGCAUCUUCGCUUGCUAAGAAAUGUAUGGCUGUGUAUCAGACCUACAUCAAUGCUAUGAACGACAAAAUUCGACGACAGAUUGCCGUGAAUAACCCCUUUGUAUUUCGUCACAUAUCAAACCUUAAGGGCAUUGAUCAUUUCGACGAUAUUGGACCAUGCGUAGUAAUGGCAUCUCCUGGCAUGAUGCAGAGUGGUCUAUCUAGAGAAUUAUUUGAAAAUUGGUGCACGGAUCCGAAAAACGGCGUAAUAAUCGCUGGCUACUGUGUAGAGGGAACUUUGGCAAAAACCAUUCUUUCGGAACCUGAGGAGAUAACGACAUUGUCAGGACAAAAACUACCCUUAAAUAUGUCAGUCGAUUAUAUUUCCUUUUCGGCGCACACGGAUUACCAACAAACCAGUGAAUUUAUACGCCUUUUAAAACCGCAGCAUGUGGUAUUAGUGCACGGAGAGCAGAAUGAAAUGUCCCGACUUAAGAUGGCCUUGCAACGAGAAUAUGAAGCAGAUCCAAAUAAUGAUAUCAAGUUUUACAAUCCUCGUAAUACUCACUCUGUAGAAUUAUAUUUUCGUGGAGAAAAAACAGCAAAAGUUAUGGGUACAUUAGCUGCAUCUAAACCAGAAGUCGGAAAUAAAUUGUCAGGUGUAUUGGUUAAGCGUGAUUUCAAAUAUCAUCUGCUCUCUGCUUCGGAUUUAUCAAAAUAUACAGACAUGAGUAUGUCUGUCGUGACACAGCGUCAAUCCAUACCGUGGAAUAGCUCAUUGAGUACAUUGCAAUUACUGUUGGAUCGUAUUGGUGGAGCUGGUACGGUCCAGGUGUUGGAGGAGGACAAACGAAUUCGAGCAUUCGCAUGUAUAGAACUCACCGUAGAUGCAAAAAUUAUUGUUAUGGAGUGGCAAGCUACCCCCGUAAAUGACAUGUUUGCUGAUUCCGUUCUUGCUUGCAUUAUGCAGACUGAAAUGGGAGGUACCAAUAUAAAGGGCACAACUGGCCAAUCAAAAUCAGACCGCACACAUUUUAAAGAAUGUCUUUUAGAAACAUUACAAGACACAUUUGGCGAAAACUGUAUUCCCAAAAUGUUCAAAGGUGAUAUUCUAGUAGUAAGCGUCUCUGAUAGACAUGUGGAGGUUAAUUUGGAAACAUUGGCUGUCACAACUACUGAUGAUGAGAAUCUACGCCAAAUUAUAAGUACUACUGUUCAAAAGUUAUAUCAGGCUCUAGUAUCCACUACGUAAUAACAAAAAUAUAUAGAUUGUUUUAAGGGAGAAACUCUCAUAAAAUUAUUUUUUUAAUUAAAUGGAAAAUCUGA
This is a messenger RNA of Musca domestica (house fly), 2225 nucleotides long. RefSeq names its product cleavage and polyadenylation specificity factor 73 (gene Cpsf73). Gene Ontology annotation, cellular component: mRNA cleavage and polyadenylation specificity factor complex. The transcript is spliced from 7 exons. The coding region runs from base 97 to 2151 and encodes 684 amino acids. The record is from RefSeq and is a predicted model, not a curated record. Gene Ontology annotation, molecular function: RNA binding; 5'-3' exonuclease activity; RNA endonuclease activity. Lineage: Eukaryota; Metazoa; Arthropoda; Insecta; Diptera; Muscidae. Gene Ontology annotation, biological process: mRNA 3'-end processing by stem-loop binding and cleavage.